AAGCACACCCCCCGCGGUCUCGAAAUAACCUUAUCUCAUUGAUCCUCAAAGGCUCCCAGCAUCUCUUCAACCGUUCCCCGUCGAGCCUUGGAUUCCCGUUCGAAACGACAUAGUUUCGACCGCUUCUCGCCAUGGAUCACAACAUGCAUUCGGGCUUUCAGAUGCCCAUCGCCCCCCCACCACUCAUGAACCCGCCCCCCCAGAUAUUCGGUGGCUACAACGAACAUGGGCUCCAAAUGCCCCAAUUACCACCUGACCUGAUGGCCGCGCAAAUGUUUGGGGAUCAUGGGUUGUUGGAAGAUACAAACGAAGCAAAGAGGAGGAGGAUAGCGAGGGCAUGCGAUAUGUGCAGGAAGAAGAAGAUCAAGUGCGACGGAAAGCUCCCGGCUUGUACGCACUGCAACAACUACAAGACGGACUGUGUCUUUACGCAGGUGGAAAAGAAGCGGAAUCCUCCCAAGGGGGCCAAGUACAUUGAGGGGCUUGAGAAUCGCUUGGGGCGCAUGGAGCACUUGUUGAGGUUAUCCGGUUUGCUCGGCGAAGACGACAAUGGCGCCACUGACCUUGGAACCCUGGAGAAGAAGCUUGUCGAGAAGCACCAGCAGUCGAGGCAAGCUUCCCAGGCGGUUUCCGAUCCGACCUCGCCCCCGCCAGUACCGGGUCAGGAGGCGGCUCGCGCCUCAACGCCUCAUAGUUCACUGGCAUCUCCCGAGCCCGCCAAAGACAGCGAUAAGAUGAGCUCUGUCACUCCGGAGAAAGACAGCCAAGAUGGCGAUCGAGAAGAGGUUGCUGAGCUCUCAGAGAUGAUGUGCUCACUAGUCACCAACACCAACGGGGAAACGCGAUAUAUCGGUUCAUCCUCGGGAUUCUCUAUCUUUUCGCCCAAGGGAGUGCAGUGGGUCAACGAGAAAAUGGGGGAUUCAUCAUUCCAGCAGAUGAUUUCGGAUGUUUCAAUUGACGAUCACAAGUGGACGGCUUGGAAGCCCGAUGUUUUCGGGGACCUCUUCCGCCGCACCGUCUUCAGGGACCUGCCCCCAAAGCCAGAGGCGCUGUCCUUGCUCAAGGACUACUUUGAGAACUUCAACUGCAUGUUUCCACUAUUCCACCAGCCCACCUUUAUGCACCUGGUGGAGCGGCAAUACUCGGAUGACCCCUACACAGGAUCCGGAUGGUGGGCAAGCCUGAACGUGGCUCUAGCCAUCGCGCACCGCUUGCGCGUGAUGAGCAACCUAGUCCCGCAAGAGGAGGAUGACAAGGCCUGGGCCUACAUCAAGAACGCCAUGGCUGUGUUUUCCGAGUUGGCGAUGCGCAACACCGACCUUCUCAGCGUCCAGGCCCUGCUAGGCAUGUCUCUCUUCAUGCAGGGGACCCCGAACCCGCAACCGUCAUUCCUCCUCAUCGCCACGGCGAUCCGGCUCUCGCACACCAUCGGCCUCCACAAGCGCGGGACAGGGUUCAACCUCAACCCCAUUGAGAUCGAGCAGCGGAAGCGGGUCUUUUGGAUAGCCUACAUGUUAGACAAGGAUUUGUGUCUUCGGUCGGGAAGGCCGCCUGCGCAGGACGACAACGACAUGAACGUCGAACUUCCUGAUGCUGACCCCGCGGAUGGCAUCGGCAACAUUCCAUUGGCGGAUGGGAAGGGCAAGAUGAACCUGUUCCGGGUUAUGUGCGAGCUCUCCAUUGUCGAAAGCAGAGUGUACACGAAAUUGUACUCGACGAAGGCAACGAAGCAAUCGGACGGCGAGUUGCUGAACACCAUCGGGGAGCUCGACAAGGAGCUAGAAGAUUGGAAGGACCGCAUCCCGAUCGACUUCCGCCCGGAACACGAGAUCAAAGCGUCACAUACACCCCUGAUCCUUCACAUCGUCAUGCUUCACUUCAACUACUACAACUGCCUGACCACAAUCCACCGCAUGUCGAUCCAUCACGGCUACUGGACCAGCCGCCUAUCCGAUUUUGCUAUUCAGGGGCUCAACGCGAGGCCACUGAACCCCCGCAUUUUCUCUUCGGCGGCAUUGUGUACCUCUGCUGCCAGAGCAUCGAUAUCUCUGCUCAAGUACAUCCCCCAGGGUGACUUCUCCUGCGUCUGGAUGGUGUUGUAUUUCCCAGUGUCUGCACUUGUCACAUUAUUUGGGCACAUUCUGCAAAAUCCCCUCGACCCCAGGGCACGCUCCGACACCAAACUAUUAAACGUGGUUGUCAACUUCUUGUCAAUGCUUGGCCACGAGGCGGAGACAGGCGGCGUCCACCGCAUGCUCGGCGUAUGCUCCGAGUUUGACCGGAUCGCCAAGGUCGUGAUCGACAAGGCAGAGAAGGACCACGCCUCGCGACGAAAGCGGAAGAACCAGGACCAGCCGCUGAGCAAAGCAGCAGCCAACGCCAACAACACCACCACCACAGCAGCCGACUCCCCCUCCUUCAACCCCAACCCGAUCCCGCCCACAUCCCGACCUACCACCGCGCGCUCCGCAACCCCGCAAGCAAACGGGAUGCACGCCGCCGCAAACAACAACAACAACAACAACAACAACCAGGGCCACCUCUCCCCGCCCCCCAACGACCGCCGCUCCCCGCCCACCGCAAACGGCUACAGCCCCAUGAACGGCACCAUGAGCCAGUCCCCCUCCCCGGGCCUCGCCCCGACCGGCUGGCACGGCGAGUUCACCCCGGACAGCUCCGACUACAACACCUUUGCCGACAUGGCCUCCUUUGGAAAUAUGGGAGGUGGCAUGGCGGGCGUGGAGACGACGGGUGGGCUGGGCAGUCCGCCACUGGCGGGCGCCGCGGGCGCCGCGCUGUUCCAGCAGCCGAUGCUGCCGCAGGAUUUGUUUAGUCUGCCGAUGACGCUGGAUUGGAAUUGGGCGGAGAUGAGCGGUGGCGCGUAUCCGAGCGUGGAGAAUGGGAAUUUUGGGGAUAUGGAUUUGAGUGGUGGUGGUGGGGGGAGUCAGGAUGGGCGGGGGCAGGGGCAGAGGUGAUGUUGGUGAGAUGAGAGGUUGUGUGUGUGGGGGUGUGG
Messenger RNA from Chaetomium fimeti, 3013 nucleotides. Its product is annotated as fungal-specific transcription factor domain-containing protein. Gene Ontology annotation, molecular function: zinc ion binding; DNA-binding transcription factor activity, RNA polymerase II-specific; DNA binding. The record is from RefSeq and is a predicted model, not a curated record. The coding region runs from base 132 to 2975 and encodes 947 amino acids. Gene Ontology annotation, biological process: DNA-templated transcription; regulation of DNA-templated transcription. NCBI's taxonomy places the organism in Eukaryota, Fungi, Ascomycota, Sordariomycetes, Sordariales, Chaetomiaceae. The transcript is spliced from 6 exons.